AACGUAACCAUGUUCAUUGUCAAUGCUAUGAACGUAACCUGGCAUUUAUGUUGUCGAAAAAGGAGGGCUUUGAAACCACUUCCACCACACAUUUUAUACAAUUUUUAAAAAGCUUUCUGUAAAGUUAAAUGAGCAGCUAAUAAAUGACGUCAAUUAUAAAGCUGCAGGUCCUUUCAGGAGCCAUGGACGAAUCACCUCCGUCCUAUCUUUUACAGAUAGAUGAUGUAAAAAUAUUGCUGGAUUGUGGCUGGGAUGAGAAAUUUAACAUGGAAUACAUUAAGGACGUGAAAAGAUACGUCCAUCAAAUAGAUGCAGUAUUAAUCUCCUAUCCAGAUACAAACCAUUUGGGAGCCUUGCCAUAUUUGGUAGGCAAGUUGGGCCUGAAUUGCCCAAUUUACACAACAAUCCCCAUAUACAAAAUGGGGCAAAUGUUCAUGUACGAUAUGUACCAGUCGCAGUACAACAUGAAACCGUUCAUGCUGUUUAAUCUAGACGAUGUUGAUACCACUUUCGACAAAAUCAUCCAGCUAAAGUACAACCAAAGCAUUGCUCUCAAGGGCAAGGGCUAUGGACUGACUGUGACCCCUCUGCCGGCCGGCCACAUGAUUGGCGGCACUAUUUGGAAAAUUAUGAAGGCUGGCGAAGAGGACAUCAUCUAUGCCAAUUCGUUCAACCACAAAAAAGAGAGGCAUUUGAAUGGCUGUGAGCUCGAGAAAUUGCAAAGGCCUUCACUAUUUAUCACUGAUGCCUUUAAUGCCAAUUACCAACAGGCUAGGAGAAGAACUAGAGAUGAAAAGCUUAUGACCAAUAUCUUGCAAACACUCAGAAACAAUGGAAAUGUGCUUAUAGCGGUGGACACAGCGGGUCGUGUAUUGGAACUAGCGCACAUGCUUGACCAACUAUGGCGAAAUAAGGAAUCUGGUCUGUUAACGUAUUCCUUGGCCCUUAUUAGCAACGUGGCAUACAACGUAGUAGAGUUUGCUAAGUCUCAGAUCGAGUGGAUGAGCGACAAAUUAAUGCGAAGCUUUGAAGGGGCGCGCAACAAUCCAUUCCAGUUCAAACACCUGCAUUUAUGCCACAGCUUACAGGAAUUGAACAAAGUGCCCAGUCCAAAAGUGGUUUUGGCGAGUAGCCCCGACUUGGAAAUGGGAUAUUCCAGGGAAUUGUUCUUGCAAUGGUGCUCAAGUCCUAAUAACAGCGUUAUAAUAACUAGCAGGACUUCUCCAGGCACUCUGGCAAGAGAUUUGAUCGACAAUAAUGAACCAGGUAGAAAUAUUGAUGUAAUUGUGGAAAGACGUGUUAAGUUGGAAGGGCCUGAACUAGAGGAGUUUGAGAAGAGACAGCGAAUGGCCAAAAUAGAAAAUGUUGGAAAAGAAGAGGACGACUCUGAUUCGGAGAGCGACUUAGAAAUGUCGGUGAUCUCAAAGGGUCGACAUGACAUCGUUAUCAAGCAGGAAGGAAAAGUUAGUGGCGGGUUUUUUAAAGUUACCAAAAAGCACUGCCCAAUGUACCCAUUUAAGGAAGAAAAAAUUAAGUGUGAUGAAUACGGAGAAAUCGUCAGGCUGGAGGACUACAAGCUGGCUGAUAUCAAUCCGGAAGUAGAGGAUAGCAAGGAACAUCUAAUCAUCAAAGAGGAGGAAGACGACGACAUUAUUGAAGUUCCCGAAAUUCCCUCAAAGUGCAUAGCCUUGGAAAGGACCAUUCAAGUCAACUGCCAGGUCCAGUACAUUGAUUUCGAAGGGCGCAGUGAUGGGGAGUCUUUGACCAAAAUCCUCUCCCAGCUAAGGCCCAGGCGUGUUAUCGUGGUGCACGGUUCUCCGGAAAAAACCGAAAUAAUAGCUAAACAUUGCCGAGAGAAAAUCGAAGCUCGGGUCUUCACACCACAUCGAGGAGAAGUAAUAGAUGUUACGAGUGAAAAUCACAUUUACCAGGUGAGACUCACUGAUGCUCUAGUAUCACAGCUGGACUUCCAAAAGGCUAAAGAUGCCGAGGUUGCCUACAUUAACGCUCAGAUUCUAAUCCGGGAGUCCCAGGCGGAUGCCAAACGCCUUUCGGCAGAUAAUGAGUUAAUGGAAGUUGAAGAAGAAGAUGCGGGAGAACUGACCUUAGAGCCGCAUAGCGAAGAGGAGGAUCAUGAGCCAGUGUUUGUGAACGAGGUGAAACUGUUGGAUUUCAGAAACGUGCUGGCCAAGGCCAACUUGCCGUCUGAAUUUUCCGGAGGCGUUUUGUGGUGUUGCAAUGGAACGGUUGCGGUCAGAAAGCUCGAUACUGGAAAGAUUGUCUUGGAGGGCUGCAUUUCAGAGGAAUAUUACAAAGUCAAGGAGCUGCUGUAUGAACAGUUUGCUAUUCUGUAGGGACAAUAUCCCCUCUGGUUCGUUGGCUGUACAAAUACGUUAUAAGUUUUCUUGUUUAGGUAUUUUCUAGACAAUUCUUUUGUAUACAAUAUAGUGGGACUAUUCUUUCAA
Molecule: messenger RNA, 2465 nt
Organism: Dendroctonus ponderosae (mountain pine beetle)
Lineage: Eukaryota; Metazoa; Arthropoda; Insecta; Coleoptera; Curculionidae
Gene: CPSF2
Product: probable cleavage and polyadenylation specificity factor subunit 2
Exons: 12
Coding region: 144-2354 (736 amino acids)
Biological process (GO): mRNA 3'-end processing by stem-loop binding and cleavage
Cellular component (GO): mRNA cleavage and polyadenylation specificity factor complex
Molecular function (GO): RNA binding
Source: RefSeq, a predicted model, not a curated record